Messenger RNA from Coprinopsis cinerea okayama7#130, 1647 nucleotides. RefSeq lists its product as hypothetical. Bases 1 to 1647 code for a protein of 548 amino acids. The transcript has a single exon. Lineage: Eukaryota; Fungi; Basidiomycota; Agaricomycetes; Agaricales; Psathyrellaceae. The record is from RefSeq and is a predicted model, not a curated record.
AUGGACCGUGACGAAUCAGGAUGCCUGGAAGUGGAGACGAAAGUCGUUCGCGCAAGGGACUGGGAGCGUAGUCGGAGUCCUCCACCGGAAUCAGCAGCACAGCGAACACCCAAAGAAGUCCUGCACCAAAUCAUCCUCCUCCUCCGGCCCUCCUUCAGCGUGCACCACCAGUCCAACCUCGGUAUCUGGGUCUUCAACGCGCGCCAAUAUGAUUUCUCCGUCUACCUCUCCAACAUGCGCGCGUUCCUCCUCUUGAGGCUGGUUUCGAGGACGUGGAACUACGUCGUCGCUGCGAUCGCGUAUAGGGAGUUUGUCAUUCCUACGAGGUUCCCUGCGAAUAAGAGUAGUCCGAGGGGGAAGGCCGUUCGGCAGGGUGGGUCCUUGGCGUCGGGGAGUUCGUGGUCGAUAUCGGCUGGCGUUAAUACGCCUAGUGGGAGGGUGACCAAGACCAUCCCGUGCAAGGGCGCAGUUACGGUCAGGAAGCUGGUGUCGUUCCUCAACGCCCUCCCUCACCCAUCCCCAUCCUCGAACUCAUCGUCGUCGGAUUCAAACUCGACUCUCCAAUGCAGUCUCCCGACCAACAUCCGCUCCCUCAUCCUCUUCGACUUCUGCCACCCCUUCGGGCCCAACAGCUACUCCCACCAACAACAACUCAUGAACUCCAUCAUCUCGAAAUUCGCCAACUCCGAUAUCCGCUCGUUGCAUUGUUAUGGGCGGGAGGCGUACGCUUUUCCGCGAGGGAAUUGGGUCAAGGACAACCUCCCCCGCCUACCGAGUACGAUUGAGAAUCUGUCGUUUGACGCGGUGGAUAGGAGGACAAUCUCGUAUGGCCUCCUGACGCUAGGUCCCUACAUCAAGUCGUUGGAGAUCAGGAACCGCUCGAGGAUUUCGGACUUCGAUUACUUCGGGAACCCCGGGGAGGUAUUCGAGUUGCCGGAGGAGAUGCCACACUUGAAGACGCUGAGACUGGCGAACGUCUCUGCGACGGUGGACGAGUUCAGGCGGAUCUUCCAGAAGAUUGGUGGCAAGAAGGGUGGGACACCUGGGAAGGGUGGAGGUGGAGUUUGGACGUCGACUCUUCAGAGUCUUACGGCUGUUCAGCUUUUUGCGUUGAACGAUGAGCCGCCGGCGCUUACUGCCCCGUUGACGGACCAGGAUUUCCUUAAUCUCAUUUCGAUUCACGGGAUCUCGUUGAUGCUCACGCAUCUCUGGAUCGAACCUGGUGUCCCGUACGCGUCUGAAUUCUUCAGCAUUUGGAGGCCAGAGGUCGUCACCGAGAUCGUCAAACACUGUCCUCGCCUCAUCACUUUCGGAUAUACAUCCUACAUCGACGAAACCCUCGUCGACCAUCUCCCCAGCGGGCUGAAACGGCUCUCUUUGGCGUUGCGACCCGCUCUCAGGUUGGUUACCGCGAAUAGCUACUUGCAGUCAUACGGGAGGUUUACCGAGUUCGUGGAAAGGAUGUUGGAGAAGGGUGAAGUGAAAUUGGACAGUUUCACAGUUCUGUUGAACGGACAGCUGCAGCAAAACCCGGGGUUUUGGAGGAUGUCGUUCGAAGAGGUUGGAGAGUUGUUCGAGGUUGGCAAGGCGGAGCUGGAGGCGAGAUGUAAGAGUAGCGGGAUCGACCUGUCAUUCGAGAUGGUGUAA